AUGCCUCUUCCCUACGUGAAGAAUCCUAUGUACGCACUUUGUCUCUUGGCGGCAGUUUGCGUACGACAGCAUGUCCACAAUAGCAGGUACGAUUUUUCACUACCCAUCAGGAAGCCGAAUACGCGUCGCGAACGAGUCAAACAGCCAUUAACCAAGGGCAUGACGUUGCAAACCCCGACGUCUGUAGUGACGAAACCUAACGAAGCGAGCUUGAAAACGAUCAACGCGAACAAAAAAAUCAGUUCCGAGAAGCUAACAGAGAAUCCGAAAGCUGUACAAGUAGAAGAGGCAGAUUCCCUGGUCAAAUGCGUGCAAAAAUUCGCCAAGCAUGCCCGACGGAUCGUCGAUGACUUUAAGUCGAGCAUACCAGUUUCGAAGUCAACCGAAUAUGUAGAUCUGUUUACGUCGUCGAGUAUCUUAGAUUCGUUGCUAUAUUUAACUAGCUACGGUGGCAUUAAGUGGAUGACAUAA
Ceratina calcarata is the source of this 471-nucleotide messenger RNA. RefSeq lists its product as uncharacterized. NCBI's taxonomy places the organism in Eukaryota, Metazoa, Arthropoda, Insecta, Hymenoptera, Apidae. Bases 1 to 471 code for a protein of 156 amino acids. The transcript has 3 exons. The record is from RefSeq and is a predicted model, not a curated record.